Molecule: messenger RNA, 2607 nt
Organism: Procambarus clarkii (red swamp crayfish)
Lineage: Eukaryota; Metazoa; Arthropoda; Malacostraca; Decapoda; Cambaridae
Source: RefSeq, a predicted model, not a curated record
AUCAUAAGCCCCCAAGUCACACUCUGCCACAGAGACGAUCAUUGUGAUCAAUACUUGGGAAGUGGCACAGUGUUUGCAUCUAUUACCCAGUAUAUUACCUGCUGUGAAAGCCAGUCUUUAGCAGCAGCAGCAGCAGCGUCAAACAGCCAAGCAGCAACAGUCAGACGACAUCACCAUGAAGUCUAUAUAUUUACUGAUGUUCUGUGUCUUCCUCGUGAACGCCAAGCCAGACAGAAGGGUCAGAUCCGGGUCCGGACCGGCUGGAAAACAGCUUUCCGGCAGCAACGGCGCACCUUCCGAUGGAGCACCAGUGAAUCCGAAGCAUCACAGUGCAGGGCUCAAUAGUUGGGAAACUCUAAAUGACUGGUCUGGUCCCUUCCCUAACUCCCAUGGUUCCUUCGAAGACUCCCAUGGUUCCUUUCACGACUCCCAUGGUUCUUUCCACGACUCCCAUGACUUCCCCGGAAUUGUUGUCCCUAAAAAAUGUAGAAGAAGCGAGGAAUGCGCAGAGCACUUAGGUAAGUGUAGGAAAAAUCAAUGCAGAAGAACCGAGGUUUGGCAUCGCCACGGCUGCAGAGGUGGAGGCUGUCGCUGCUGCAUUCCAUUGAUCCGCCAGGCUGCAGCCAACGUGACUGCCAGCAACUCUGCCAACGACGCUGACAGCAAGACUGCCAACGGGACUGCCAGCAACUCUGCCAGCAACUCUGCCAGCGACUCUGCCAACGACACUGACAGCAAGACUGCCAACGAGACUACAAGCGAGACUGACAGUAAGACUACCAACGUGACUGCCAACGAAAUUAGCAAAUUGGUCAACAAGGACCAGGUUAAGGAGGAGCUUGUACUGCAAGAGAAAGGAGAGGGUGGCAAAGAGAAGGAAGAAACUGAAGAGAACCAAGGAGCAGACCAAGAAGAGGAGUAAAAGUGUUAUGUUGAUGGUGAGAGGAGGUAGAGGAGCAGGAGGAGGAGAAGUAAGGCUAGUUUCUAGUGAAUUUGGGCAGACUUCAGGCUGUGUAACUUUUAAAAUAUCGCGCGUCUGAGAUGAACUAGGACGAUGGUUCGAUCCCACCGUCCUGCUCUAAAUAGUUUCCCAUAGAUAUAUAUAAUUGUUAUUUCAUAGAGUAUAAUCCAAGAUAACAUGUAGAAUUAAAUAUAAUUCACUGGGAUCAUCGGAGAUUCUAACUCGAUCCUCAAAUAUUAAGGUAACAGUGGUCCAACCAACCAGUCUAUGGAGGAUCAUAAUAAGGAUCUUAAAAGCACCAAAAUGAUCCCCAACUGAGACUUCCCUGGAACACCACUAUGGUAUCUAGAGAGGCGUUGCAUCCCUUCAGCCAUGUCAUACACGAUGGGUAACAACAUGUGAGUUAUAGAAGAUAUUAUGUCUCUAGUCUCCAAAGCUUGAGACUGUUUUCCUCUGGCCUAGUUGGUACGAAAACAGUCUUGCACUCUUGAGGCCAUAGUUUGCAUAUCCUAUAAUUAAGGUGAUGUACUUGUUAUUAAAUUAAAGUCAUGAUAUACUUGAUAAAUGUGAUAUGCUGAGACAUAUUUGAUAUACUGAUGGUCUGAAGGCGCUCAGCUUCACUCUGGUCUGAUACAUUUAUCACCUAUUGGGUUUAAAUCGUCUUGGGUUUAGCUUUUAAAAUCCUCGCAAAUUUAUAUUUUUUCCCACCCUAAUAUAUUGUUAAUAUUUUAUUUGAAAUACUACAGUUUGUACUUACUGCUUUCUGCCUAAUUGACAUCAGCGCGAGAUAGCAAUGACUGGAAUGGAGGGAACAACUCAGUGCGGCCUUAUAAAUCAAUUUUAAUUAUUGAAACUUGAUCUGUAAGUUUGUUUUUUGACAUAUUUAAAUGUAUGCAACACAUAAUACAAAGUUCGGCCUUAUGAAAUCUUCCCUAAGUAAAAUGUCUUCAGUAUGACGAAAGGAUCUCCUCCUCUGUGAUGGAGUGUUCAGUGAAGGUAUUUGAUCAUGUUGCAAGCCUUUUGUGAUUAUCUCUAUUUGCAUUGUGCAAUAUUGGACGCCAUAUGUGGUUAUCCGAUGGGGUUAAAUGCCAUGUGUGGCUGUCAUGGCCCUGAUUAUACAAUACAAUACAAUACAAUACAAUUUUAUUUAGGUAAGGUACAUACAUACAAUAAAUAUUUACAAGGAUUGUUUAACUUAUAGGUAGAGCUAGUACAUACAAUGCCUAAAGCCACUAUUACGCAAAGCGUUUCGGGCAUGAAGAUAAACGCAAAGCGUUUCGGGCAUACCUUGUAACCUGUAACAUACAACUAUCCCAGUGUGCAUUAUAUAAUGUUGUAUACUUUGUGUGGCUAUUGCAGUGUAUAUUAUACUAUGUUGUCAGCCAUAAAUGGCUAUAUCCCAGUUUGUAUUAAAUCAAGUUUACAUGGAUGUAACAAAACCCCAUUUUAUUACACCCAUGUUAAAUAACCUAUUUAUAGGUAUUCUAGAGUGCGUUAUUAAAAGUGCAAAAGCUAUACAGAGAGUUGAUCCAAUCAUGGCUUGGUGCUGGUCUUGUGUAUACAUACAUAUCUCUGUUUGCUCUUAUUUUCAAUGUUCUGGUUUAUGGAUUGUUUCUAUGUUUAAGCAAAUAAAAUUGCAAAGAAAA